Messenger RNA from Phyllotreta striolata, 205 nucleotides. The record is from the annotation of a GenBank genome assembly. Lineage: Eukaryota; Metazoa; Arthropoda; Insecta; Coleoptera; Chrysomelidae.
UUAGACAAAGAGGUAGUGUUGUCGAUGAAUGAGAGAGAUGCAGCUAGUUUGGGCAUAUGGCAAUGAGAGAUUGGACAAUGCAUUAGCCAACAGUAGUUCUUAUUUUGUAUUGUUAAUUGGAACAUCCUACCUAUUAGCCAGUACAGAUUUCGCAAUUUAAGACCUAACUGCUUUCUCUUGUAAAAAAUAUGUUUCUUCCAGGUCA